AUGACUCCUAAAGAGAUGGUAGAAUUAAGGAAGUACAUUGACAUCAAUUUGAAGCAAGGCUUUAUUGAACCAGCUAAGUCAGAAGUAGCAGCCCUUGUGCUCUUCAAAGACAAGAAAGAUAGCAGAGUUCAUCUCUGCAUUGAUUUGUGUGGGAUAAAUGACUUUUGCACAAAAAACACCUAUCCCAUACCCCUCAUGUUGAACCACUUGGCUAAAGGCAAGGUGUUCACCAAACUGGACUUGAGAGAAGCAUAUUACCACAUACAAAAGCACAUGAAGCUGAUACGACAGGUCCUGGAAAAACUUCUAGCUGCCAAGCUAUACAGAAAAUUGUCAAAGUGUGAAUUCCACAAAAUCUCACUUGAUUGCCUUGGCUAUCACAUCUCCAGCGAGGGGAUAGAGAUGUAUUCAAGGAAAGUGAAAGCUGUGUUAGACUGGAAAUCCCGAAGUGCCCGCAAUCAGCUACAAAGCUUCCUUGGAUUUGCCAACUUCUAUAGGCAAUUCAUCACAGCUUUUGCAGAGUUCCUGAGGUCCAUUGAGUCCACACAAGGACUGAGCUCGACUUUUCAUCUGAGUACAAACAGGGAAAAGCCAAUGCAAUUGUGGAACAAUACAUCCGUUGUUAUGUGGAUUACCAGCAAGACAACUGCUCAACAGAAUGAAAAUCAGCUGACUUUCCUCACUCAAAGCUCUUUGGUGAAGAGGAAUUACAGGAUGAUGCAGGGGUUUUUCUCCAAUCUGGGUCAUUACCAGAAGUUCUUUCAAAUGAUCUUUGUCCUUGGGAUUGGUGGGAACCUUAUCGUUGGCUAUCAGAUUUCUGUGAUCAAUUAUCCCUCUGUGUACAUCAAGAGGUUCAUGAAUGAAUCCUGGCUGGAGCGCACUGGAGCCCCCCUCAAUGAAAAGAUGCUGAUCUUCCUGUGGUCAUUUGCUGUGUCUGUCUAUGGAGUAGGAGGCCUACUGGGAUGUCUCUGCAGUGGAUUCCUGACUGUGAAAUAUGGGAAGCCUCUGCCAGGCCAUUCAUUGUCAGUACGCUGGAGAAAUUUCCCCCAAGAAGUGGCGAGGACUUGCAAAUGCUACCUCAGGAUUCUUUUGGUCUCUGGGGAAAUGCUGGGGCCAAAUCUUGGGACUCAGGAGGGAGAUGAGGAAGGCUGCCUGAAAGCAAUGCACCAGCUGUGGGGUCAAGGGGAUCACAAGGAAGAGCUUGAGGAGCUGAAGAAAGAAAUGGUCCCAGGAGGGCAAAGGAGCAAAGUGCUUUGGCCAGGAGAGCUGUUCCACGAUGCAUCACUUCGCCAGCAGCUGAGCAUCCUAGUGGCUGUCAUUGUUACUGUGCAGUUCUGUGGCAUCAAUGCGGUUUAUUUCUAUGCUUUUGAAGUGCUUCAGAAUGCAGGCUUAGAAGAGAGACUUAUCCCCUACAUCGCCCUGGGCAUCGGCUUCUCUGAGCUCUUCUCAUCUUUCAUCUGUAUAUUUACCAUUGAACAGUAUGGAAGGAGGCCGUUGCUGUGGAAAGGCUGUGGGUCGAUGGCCUUGGUGCUCUUUUUCCUCACAGGGACGCUUUCUCUGCAGAAAAGCCUCCCCUGGAUGUCUCUCUGCAGUGUCAUCCUGAUUUUCUUGCUUGUCAUCCUCUUUGGAGUUGGACCAAAUGGAGCCACAUUCUCUAUUAUGAUGGAAAUUUUCAGCCAGUCCGCCAGGGCAGCAGCGUUCACAAUCGGUGGUUGUCUAAACUGGGCAGGCCUCUUUGUUAUCGGAAUCGCUUUCCCUUUUGCUGAGGAAAGUCUGGGUCCCUUUUGCUUCCUUCUCUUUGCCACCGUGCUCUCUGGCUCUGGGAUAUUCUUCUACUUAUUCCUUCCAGAGACAAAAGGCAAAUCUGCAGUAGAGAUCACAGAGGAAUUCAGCAGAUCAUCUUUGGGAAAGAAACUUGCUGUUCUCGGGAAAAAUUUCAGUGAGGACCAUUCAGUGUACUCAAGUUUCUGAGCUACAUCUGCCGAGGAAGAUUUAAAAGGGUAUGGGCAUCACGAAGGGCAAUGUUGCCAAGACGAAUAUUUCAGCUCCCAGCAGUUUUGGCUCCUGGUAAGCUCAGGUGCUCCACCCCUCCGUAAGUGUUACUCUUCAUUUUAAUCUGAACACAGAUUAAAGUACAGCCAACCAUCUUGUAACCCCCAUCCUUCAUGGCAUUGAGGUGUCUUCCACUUCUUGCUGAGCAUUUAUAGAUCUCUCCCAACAUGUUGCCAGGUUGCCACUGCUUACUGGCUUCAUUUCUGCUCAAGCUCAAAUGCUUUUCCUGCACAAUGUUUUCCUUAUUGUUUUUCACCUGUUGGAAAAGCAACUCAUGGCUCUACUCAAAUCUCAAUCAAAUUAAAUUAAACCAACCUAGUUAAUGUGUAAAAAUGGCUGCUAAAGAGUUGCUACUUGAAAUUAUUUCCUCCAUCCCUUCUAUCUUUAAGCUUUAUGAUUAAAGUAUUUAACCUUAGACAAAUAACAUACUAAAGGGUUUUACUAACAUUUUAUUUCUGAGCAACUUGGAAUAUGUUAACAGCAAAAUAAAAAUGUAAAAAAAGGAACAGUAACUCAAUUCCAGUCCAAGUCCAAUACACUCAAAAUUGUCAACAUUGAGAAUGUUUUCUUUAUAUAGACUGAAGAAAUAUAGAGGAAAAGUCAAGAAAACAGUCGGCCCACUGAAGAGAAAAGAUGGCAAGGAGGUAACAAGCAUUAGAGAGAAAGAGAUACUUAACUCAUUCUUUGCAUCAGUCUUCAUGCAAAAAGAAACUUUAGCCCAAUGUAUCAAAAUGUAACAGUAAAAUACAGACUAGAAAUACAAUUAAAAUAAGCAAGAAAAUGAUAAACAAACACAUGUCUGACUUUGAUUAGUAUAAAUCUCCGGGACCUGAAGGAUUACAUUCCAGGGUUCUGAAGGAGCUGACAGAUGUUCCUCAAAACCAUUGUAUCAUAUCUUUUAAAAGUCCUGGCACACCAGGGAACUGCCAGAGAAUUGGAAAAGAACUGUGGUUCCCAUCUUCAAAAAAAGUGAGAGGGAACAG
Messenger RNA from Thamnophis elegans (Western terrestrial garter snake), 3035 nucleotides. RefSeq names its product solute carrier family 2, facilitated glucose transporter member 11-like. Gene Ontology annotation, molecular function: hexose transmembrane transporter activity. Gene Ontology annotation, biological process: monosaccharide transmembrane transport. Gene Ontology annotation, cellular component: membrane. The record is from RefSeq and is a predicted model, not a curated record. The coding region runs from base 1 to 1971 and encodes 656 amino acids. The transcript is spliced from 13 exons. Lineage: Eukaryota; Metazoa; Chordata; Lepidosauria; Squamata; Natricidae.